UGUAGCGGCUAACACUCAGAACUACAAUACACGACGGUACUGAGCCAGUCUCCUUUUGGGGAAGCCGCCCUUUGUCUCCGAGUAACCCUCCGUGAGGUCGCAUCAUGUCACCAGGUCAAGGGUCGGUGCGAGCAGCGGAAAAGCUACACGCGGCUUGCGAUGAGUGCAGGAUACGAAAACUGAAAUGCUCUGGUAACACGCCAAAAUGUCUUCGUUGCACAAGAGAACAGAUAGGUUGCGUUUACUCGCCUCAGAAACAGAUGGGCAGACCUAGGAAGAGGAGGAGAGAAGGCAAGGCAGACGAAUCUGCCACAUUUAUCCAAGGGCAGGAUGAAAACACCAACAUUUUAACCAGUUUUUCUGAGAUGCAAAACUGUUCUACUUUUGAUGGCUUAAUUUCCCCACCGCUCCUUCAAGAUACCUACUCGUCAAACGAGUCAUCAGGACAUGAAGCUUUGACGCCAGGGCAAUUCGACCUCAGUCUCCCUGACCCGUUGGGAAUAUCACCUGGAUCCAAUUUCACGUCUCAUUUGGAGCCGGCAAUUGACCCAUCAUUGUGGGAACUGCAACCUGAUACGUUAACCAACAACAUCAAUGAACCUCUAUCAAACCAACAGAUUGUAGGGCCAUGUACCUGUAUCACAACAACGUGGAUGGUACUUACUGAGCUACAAGCUGUCACAGUCUUCGACUUUCCCCAAGUAGUCAUACCCUUGAGAAAUGCCAUGUCUGCAUUGGCCAACAUAAUCAGCUGUCCACAGUGUCCCAAGGAGCCCUUCAGCGCAAUACAGAAUGUCCAAUCCAUAGUUUCUUUGAUGAAAGCAAUAAUCCAACGCUUCAACAGGGUACUGUUAGAAGUCGAUCGCGAAGCUGCUCGCCUGGAAGAAGCCGGUCAGAAAAAGCCAUACCGGAUUGGUGACAAUAACCCUGCCUUAUCCCACCUACAUACUGGAAAUUCAGACUGCCCGAUGGGCUUCAAUAUUGAAUUGGAACCCGAGGACUGGCGGCGUCUAGUCAAGACUGCGCUCAAGGCAGAAGUGUACGGAAGCGGAAGCAAUCCAUGGCCACUGCUAGGCCUAGUGAAGAAGAGCGAAAUGAGACAAGAGGAGUGGCACAAUGACCGACAUUCUUGGGUUGAUGAGAUGAUACAGUUACAUGGUGGAAGAGAAGAGUGCCAUGUUUCACAAGGCUGUGAGGCUUUGGGGGCGCAACAUAUCCGGAGAGCGAUUGAUAAUCUCAAAUGGGACUGAUUAGAGACUGGACAUGAGUGCAACUGAUGGGUGGCACGGAACGACACUGCUCUUAGAUUUUUCAGACUUCGUCAACUUCAAAACUCCACCAUUAUGACUUGCGUACUAAUUGUCAAACUUGUGGUGAAUGAAGCUAACCGUACUGGCUAUCACUCGGGCACCAGGUAAUCUGAGCAUACAGUAAGCGAUCUUAGUAUGGUUUAGAGAGAGAGACAGAGAGAGAGAAAGAGCAAUUCAGAGAUAUCUAGGUUAGAC
Bipolaris sorokiniana ND90Pr is the source of this 1505-nucleotide messenger RNA. RefSeq lists its product as uncharacterized. The coding region runs from base 105 to 1250 and encodes 381 amino acids. The record is from RefSeq and is a predicted model, not a curated record. Gene Ontology annotation, biological process: positive regulation of transcription by RNA polymerase II. The transcript has 3 exons. Lineage: Eukaryota; Fungi; Ascomycota; Dothideomycetes; Pleosporales; Pleosporaceae. Gene Ontology annotation, cellular component: nucleus. Gene Ontology annotation, molecular function: sequence-specific DNA binding; zinc ion binding; DNA-binding transcription factor activity, RNA polymerase II-specific.